AUGGCCCUGUCCGAGCACAAGAGCCCCGUCGUGAUUGGCAUAGCGGGGGGCUCCGGCUCCGGCAAGACAACCCUUGCUCGUGCCAUUGCCAAGCGGCUGGGAAAGCAGCUCCUUCAUCUGGAGUUUGACUCGUACUACAAGGACCUGGCGCACCAAACCUCCGCGGAGCGGGCAAAGGCGAACUUUGAUCAUCCAGAUAGUCUCGACGCAGCCCUGCUUCAAAAGCACCUCCUGUUGCUCAAAAGUGGCGGGUCGAUCGACGUCCCCGUCUAUGACUUUGCGACCCAUACUCGCCGGAAGCAGCCCCGGCGGGUAGCGCCCGCGCCGCUCAUCCUCGUCGAGGGCAUCCUCCUCUUUUCCGUGCCCGAGCUCGCCACUGCGUGCGACAUCAAGAUCUUUGUGGACGCCGAGCCCGACCUUCGCUUCAGUCGCCGCCUCCGCCGCGACAUCGUGGAGCGCAGCCGUUCCGUCGAUGCCAUCAUCGGGCAGUGGGAGGAGACGGUGAAGCCGAUGCACGACAAAUAUGUGCAGCCCUCCAAGCGGGUUGCCGACAUCAUCGUGCCGAAUGGGAUGAACCCGGUGGCAGUGGAAAUGGUCGUCGCGAGGCUCGAGUCCCUCCUGCAUUCGCGAGGAUAG
Emiliania huxleyi CCMP1516 is the source of this 636-nucleotide messenger RNA. RefSeq lists its product as hypothetical. The record is from RefSeq and is a predicted model, not a curated record. The coding region runs from base 1 to 636 and encodes 211 amino acids. The transcript has a single exon. NCBI's taxonomy places the organism in Eukaryota, Haptophyta, Isochrysidales, Noelaerhabdaceae. Gene Ontology annotation, cellular component: cytoplasm. Gene Ontology annotation, molecular function: ATP binding; kinase activity.